Messenger RNA from Diversispora eburnea, 242 nucleotides. NCBI's taxonomy places the organism in Eukaryota, Fungi, Glomeromycota, Glomeromycetes, Diversisporales, Diversisporaceae. The record is from the annotation of a GenBank genome assembly.
AUUUAGGACCAGAUAUAUUAAUUGGAACUCCUGGAAGAUUACACGAAUUAAUUGUUGGUCGAGGAAAUGAUAAAAGUCUGGUGAAUACCAAGGCAUUGGGAAUUUUGGUUUUAGAUGAAGCUGAUAGAUUAUUGGAUAUGAGUUUUUCACAAAAAUCAAAUAAUAUCAUAGCUCAUUUACCUAAAAUUAAGAAAUCCAAUAAAAUUGGUAGUCAAAAUAUAGAAUAUUAUACCCAAAAAUGA